CUAGGAUUUAUUUUGCCUGCGAACCGGGCGGGUUGCUAAGCUCCAGGGGGCUCGCCCGGACGCCAAGGGGGCAAGGGGUUUGAAACUCCGGUUGCUACAAGAGUGGUUAAGACAGCUGAUAGAUCACUUGCCACGAGCCCCAUCUUGCGAUGGAUGGCAGCCGCAAGCGAGCGUGGACGCCCGCCGAGGACGAAAAGCUACGGACCGCGGUCGCGGUGGGCCCCGUGAAGUGGGCGAGCGUCGCGCAGGCCGUCGGCACGCGCAACGCGAAGCAGUGUCGGGAGCGGUGGCACUAUAACCUCAACCCCGAAAUAAAGAAGGGCCGCUGGACCGCGGAGGAGGACGCGCUCAUCGCUGCGCUGCCACACGGCGACUGGGCGAGGGUCGCCAAGGCGCUCCCGGGCCGCACCGACAUGGCGAUCAAGAACCGCUACCACACGCUCUCAAAGCGCAAGCGCUCGGCCGCGCGCCCCGGGGCCGGCGGGAGCGCGCCGGCGGCCGCACGCGCGGCCAAGCGGGGCCGCGGCGCCCCGCGCGUAUUGCCGCCGCCGCCGCCGCGGGCGGCGCCGCCGCGCACAUCGCCGCCGCGCGUCGCGCGCGGCGGCCCCGCGCGAUCGACGUCGAGCCCCGAGCUCUCGGCGCUCUGCGACGUCGCCGGCGGUGCAGAAUUCAACCAGUGGUCCGCGCCGACCGAGGAUGGGAGAUUUACACGUCACCUUUCCACACAAUCGGCCUAUUCGAACUCAUUUGAUUUCCGCACAGGUCGCCGGUGUUGCACUGGGCGACGACGCCGCACGGCCGGAGUCCUGCUCGCCCGAGCUUCUCCGCGUCUGGGCCCGCGCGGCCGACCUCGGCACGCCGGAGCCCCCGGAGCACCGGCGCGCCGCGUCGGCCGCGUCGGCGCUCUCGGCGCUGAGCCGCGCGACGACUGCGCGGCUUACGCCAGUUGCGCCGUGCGGCGGGCCUUUGAGCUCGCCCGAGCUCGGCGCCGCCUUCGGUGUGCUCCCACCCCCACCUAGUCCUCCGAGACUCCCACCUAGCGCGGCGACGGCUGGCGCAGACGUCGCGCACGGCUAUUUGCAACGCGAGGGCGCCGGCGGCCCGGGGUAGUGGCCACACCGCUAUAAUGUCCGUCAGCUCA
This is a messenger RNA of Pelagomonas calceolata, 1141 nucleotides long. The record is from the annotation of a GenBank genome assembly. NCBI's taxonomy places the organism in Eukaryota, Pelagophyceae, Pelagomonadales, Pelagomonadaceae.